AUGUCUACAAUAAGGAAAGCGUACAUGGAGAUCUCAAACGGAAUUCGAGGUCUUCGGUUCCACAGGGAACAGUCGUCCUCGUGUGGCAGCUCUCAACACGAGACAGCUAGCAAGGGCUGCCCUUCUGAUGAGAGCAAGUCUGGGACUUCUCGGACUUCUAAAAACAUCACACAUAAAGAAGAGGGGGUAGUGUCAAGUGCUGUUGCCAGACUGUUCCCCGUGAAAUCAGCUUCACCGCCAUUGAUUAGGAAAGAAGUCGGUAACAGAACUUCUGAAAAUAAAUGUGUGUCGACGUCACAAUCACUGCCUUCAUCGCUGACAAAAUCGCCGUCGCCUUUAACAUCAUCUUGUGCUAUAACAGUCCAGUCUUCACCUUCCUCAGCUGCCGAUCACAAUUCUGUUCAUUUUAAACAACAGAAUGGAGACUCUCCGCCAGGUUCUAACGACAAAUACAGACAGUCGAACAAAGAAUCCAUCCUGAACCAAACGAAGCUAAUUGGCUCUCCAAAAGCGGGUAUAGCUUGCCGAAUCCGAAAACUCAACAUGAGUGUGACUGGACAGAAAUGGGCGGGAAAACCAGAGACAAUGCUAGAGUUAAUGUUGGACGAGCGAUUCCUUAGCCGAUUCUUUUUCUAUUUUUCUUCAGAUGAAAGACGGAAAUUAUGUCAAGUUUGUAAAAAGUGGAAGUCGGUUUUAUAUAAGAAUGUAUACUGGGUUGGAGUUAUGCCGGUGAUUAAUUUUAAAGACUGGGGAAGUGAUAUUUCCAAACGUAAAUUGUGUUUCGAAAAUUUUCAAAAUAGAGGCUUUGACCAAGUGUGUCUUACUGGAGCUGUGGAUAUGGACAUCGCAGAUUUCAUCAAUAACACGCCAAAUAGUAAGAAGCUGAUAAGGGCUGUCAGCAUUCGUUGCUCCAACAUCUCCGAUAACGCACUUGAAAGUAUCAUCCGAAAGGUGCCUAAUAUAAGCAGGCUUGAACUUUCCAACUGCAACGAAGUGACCGGAUCAGGCUUGUGGGCUUGUCUCAAUCCGAAGAUCGUUGUUCUGACAAUCACGGACUGCAUUCACAUAGCAGACGAUACCAUCGGCGCCAUUGCCCAACUGUUGCCUGCGUUGCACGAGUUGAACUUGCAGGCGUACCAUGUGACUGACAACGGACUGGCGCUGUUUGAUUCCAAGCUGAACUCAUCGCUUCGUAUCCUGCGAUUAAAGUCGUGUUGGGAGAUCACCAACCAUGGGGUGGUCAACAUCAUCCACGCUCUGCCCAACAUUACCGUGCUUAGUCUCUCCGGCUGUAGCAAGAUCACGGACGAUGGUGUGGAGAUCAUUGCUGAAAACAUGAAAAAGCUGAAAAGCCUGGAUAUUUCCUGGUGUUCCCGUGUCACGGAUGCCUCCUUGGAGUACGUAGCAUGUGACCUGGGCGUCUUGGAGGAGUUAAUUCUUGACAGGUGUACCCAUGUGACAGAUGUUGGUAUUGGAUAUAUCUCCACGAUGACGUCCUUGAACCGGCUCUUCAUCCGAUGGUGUGUGCAGGUCGGGGACUUUGGCCUUCAUCAUAUAUUCUCGAUGAGAAGUCUCCGAGUCCUUUCUAUCGCAG
Messenger RNA from Candidula unifasciata, 1594 nucleotides. Lineage: Eukaryota; Metazoa; Mollusca; Gastropoda; Stylommatophora; Geomitridae. The record is from the annotation of a GenBank genome assembly.